UGUCAAUUGCUGCCGGUUGCGUCCUUCACAUUGCGAUUACUUUCCCUUUUUACAAUCAUUUUUAUGUUAUUCGGUAUUAAAGAUUAGUGCAGAAAAUCAACUUUAGAGGAUUACAUUAGUGCGUAAUGGAUCGAUUUCGUGGAAGGACAUUUCCAGAUUCGGUUGCGGAAAAACUGGAUACUUUAGUCUCGAGUGGUCAAGUUGAUUCACAAGAACUUGACGAAGGAGCAUACGAUGCUUUGAAAGAUUUGACCGAGGACGGAGCACUAACUGUACUGGACCAAUUUUUAGGAUGCGAUUUAACUCAUAUAAACAACAAAAGUGCCUAUCUAUGUGGAAUUAUAAAGACGCAUCGUGAGAAGCCAGUGCAAGAUGGAAUGAUGAAUGUUAGCAACGAAGCGACGGCGCCGCUUGUCGAAGGUGCACCAAAUGAAGAAAAGAUAAAAGAGCUUUUAAAUCGUACCGGCUAUAGCCUUGAUAUAACUGUUGGGCAAAGAAAGUACGGUGGUCCACCGCCUGGCUGGGAUGGACCGCCACCGCCAACAGGAGCAUCGGGCUGCUGCCAAGUGUUUGUUGGUAAAAUACCACGUGACAUGUACGAAGACGAACUCGUGCCGCCUUUUGAACAGUUCGGACGAAUCUAUGACUUCCGGUUAAUGAUGGAUCCCCAUACUGGUCAGAACAAAGGAUACGCGUUUUGUACUUUUGCCGACCGCGAUGCCGCUCUGAACGCGUGUAAGAGUCUCGACAAUCAAGAGAUACGAAAGAGUCGUCGUUUGGGCGUUUGUAUCUCUAUUGCCAACGACAGACUUUUUGUCGGGUCCAUUCCAAAAACGAAGACGAAAAAUGACAUUUUGGAGGAGUUCCGUCAGCAUACCGAUAAUCUUAAAGAUGUUAUCGUUUAUAUGUCUGCCGAAGAUAAAUACAAGAAUCGAGGUUUUGCCUUCCUGGAGUACGACACGCACAAGGCUGCCGCCCAAGCAAGAAGGAGACUCAUGAGUGGACGAAUCAAAGUUUGGGGACACAUUGUGCCAACUGUGGACUGGGCCGACCCUAUUGAAGAACCGGAUUCGGAAACAAUGUCAAAGGUUCGUGUUCUUCACGUGCGAAAUGUUUCACCAAAUACGUCAGAGGAAACACUUCAAAAUAUGUUCAGCGAGUAUGGUGAAGUUGAGAAGGUUAAAAAGCUCAAGAGUUACGCAUUCAUCAAUUUUAAAGAACGAGAAUCGGCCGUGAAUGCCAUAGAAGGUUUAAAUGGAAAAAAUGUGGAUGGUUUGGCCAUAGAAGUGUCGUUAGCAAAGCCACAGGUGAACAAAGAAAAACGUCACGGACAAUCUGGUUUUGGUGCCCUGAAUGCCCCCGAUAAACAAUCAUUUGGUGGUGGUGAUAUGAGUAGAGGUCGUGGACGUGGUGGUAUGAGAGGUAGAGGUGGACCUCGUGGUCGUGGACGUGGUGGUCCUCCCAGAGGUGGUGGUGGUAACUACGGUGGCUCGUAUAAUGAAGGCUAUGGUGGAGGAUAUGGUCAGGGUUAUGGUGGCUAUGACAGUUAUGGUGGUGGAUAUGAUAGUGGAUACGGUGGCGGUUAUGGAGGUGGUUAUGGAGGUGGUUAUGAUGAUAGUUAUGGUUGGGGAUAUGGUGGUGGCUAUGACGAUGGAUAUGGAGGAUAUGGUGGUGGUUAUGAUGAUGGGUAUGGUGGAAGCUAUGGUGGUGGUUAUGGAGGAGGUGGGUAUGGUGGGGAGGUGUGGAGGUGGACCAAAUGGUGGGCACCUCGUGGUGGACAACCUGGUGGUGGACAACCUGGUGCUCGAGGUGGUCGAGGUGCGUCUGGCCCACGUGGAGGCUCCGGUGGUAGAGGGGGUCAAGGUCCUAGAGGAGGCGCUCGUGGUGGUGGUCCUGGACCAGGAGCUGUCGCACCAAAAAGGAAAUACGAAAAUGAUCCCGGUGGUGUAGGUACGGUCAGCUAUCCCGAACCAAAAAGACGCUUUAACCAACCUGGAACUCAGCCAAUCGCCCAACAACCGUUGAAACAAGAGAACCAAGGGUAUGGUGGUAAUGGUUACGACCAGAAUAAUCAAUGGUACCAAGAUUCCUCUUAUCAGCAAUGGAGCUGAGAGUUUUUUAACGCAUUUUUAUUUCUGAAAUUUUCAUAUUUCUGGCUUGAGAUUUUUUCAUUUCUGCGAGAUAUUGUUUACGAGACGCACCAUUUCAGAAUUGUGUAAAUUUCUGCGGCAACUAAGCUUACUUUAAAAAGAAGUCAUGAAGAGUUUUGUUGUUUUAACCAAGAAACAUGGUUUUCAAUGUACUUCAGGCUGGACUAAGAUCAGUAAACUAAGACAUCGUAGACGUCAGUUUGACUUUUCCAAGAAGAAAAGAAAAUAUUUCUGCACAUUGUUUGACAGACGCAUAUGAACAAAAUUGUUCUAUGAUUUUUGUGUCCAAAAACUUUCAAUUUCAUUUAUUAUCCUCUCGUGAUAAUCCUACUUUUUUUUGCUUUUUCAUUUAUAGAAAUAUAAAGAUCGUAUUUUA
This is a messenger RNA of Xenia sp. Carnegie-2017, 2526 nucleotides long. RefSeq names its product heterogeneous nuclear ribonucleoprotein R-like. The record is from RefSeq and is a predicted model, not a curated record. Gene Ontology annotation, cellular component: nucleus; ribonucleoprotein complex. The transcript is spliced from 3 exons. The coding region runs from base 126 to 2111 and encodes 661 amino acids. Gene Ontology annotation, molecular function: mRNA binding. NCBI's taxonomy places the organism in Eukaryota, Metazoa, Cnidaria, Anthozoa, Malacalcyonacea, Xeniidae.